Messenger RNA from Alternaria alternata, 750 nucleotides. RefSeq lists its product as hypothetical. The transcript has a single exon. Bases 19 to 729 code for a protein of 236 amino acids. Lineage: Eukaryota; Fungi; Ascomycota; Dothideomycetes; Pleosporales; Pleosporaceae. The record is from RefSeq and is a predicted model, not a curated record.
UGGGCUGGCCUCACCAGGAUGGAUGUUCGUCCUGACAUCCUCUUCACUGCCCCCGACACGACUACUCCGCCCGCCGAGAUGAUAACAGACAAGCUACAGGGCCUGGACAAUGUCAUCACCGGCGCCCAGCUGGGUACCCUCGAUCCCAACAGCUCCUCGUUCCAGACCCUGCUUGCAAGACGACACAAGCGCCCUGACAUGCCCACGCGCAUCUCCCUGCCCACGUCCGAUCUUGACGACGAAGUCUUCCCAUCCCCUCCUCCGACCCAUGCUCUGCUCUCCCCGCUACCCGAAGCCAAUAAGCGCUUCGCCGGUCACACCCCGUUGAUUCCACGCGCCCUGUCUCCGGUCCAGGACGAGCAACCCACGGUUCAAGAGCCGCCUGCUCACGAGGAAGAAGCACGGUUCGGUACACCACCAGAAGAUCAGCCCUUGAUAGGUCCGCUCAUGCUACCAACCAAUCCCGUCGAUGGCGCUAGUGACCACAUAGCACUGGACGUGCUCGAUGAUGUGCUCGAGAAGGUUGCCAAGGACCAGGACAGGUUCAGCAAACUAAAAGAUGCCCCCGAACCCGCCGCUCCCCCGGCCACUGCAGACAAUGCUGAAGAAGGCUUGCCACUGAGUCGCAAGGGAUCUGCCGAAUCUCGCAAUUCAUGCGCCACCGAAGUCGACGGAGUCAGGCUCAAGAGUCCUCCGCUCAAUUUUGGAGUACCCAUUGGACAAGUAUAGACUACGUCGCAAUCACAGUCC